Molecule: messenger RNA, 2008 nt
Organism: Cynara cardunculus var. scolymus (artichoke)
Lineage: Eukaryota; Viridiplantae; Streptophyta; Magnoliopsida; Asterales; Asteraceae
Product: UDP-glucuronate 4-epimerase 3
Exons: 1
Coding region: 374-1681 (435 amino acids)
Source: RefSeq, a predicted model, not a curated record
UUCAAUCAAUCUCAAUAGCUGUAGAACCAAGAAAACCCACAAAAGUAGACAAUCAAUCUCUCCAAGAAACCAGAAGAUUCCCACAUAAAACAAACAGCGAAAAUAAAGUGGGAGGAAGAGCAUCACAAACACAAAGAACCCCUUUCCUUUGUUCUUUCUUUAUCUUUAUCUUUUUAUCUUUAAUCUUUGAUCUUCUUCAUCGAAUUGCAGAGCAGCAGCACCAAUUUCUUUGAUAAGAGAGUGAAUCAUUCUUCAUCCCCUCGAGUUUCUUUGAGAAAACAAAACUGGAUGCUGCUGCUUCAACCCUAAUCACAUUCCAAGAACAUCAGGCAAGGAUAAGAGUUGGGUGUUUUCCGUUUUUAAGAUUUUCUUGAUGACUAUGAAUAAUAUCCCAUCGGCACCUGGGAAAUUCAAGAUGGAUAAAUCCCCCUACAUUCAUAGAUUCAGAUGGCAGUAUUCAUCUCUAGCAAAACUCACAUUUUGGAGCUUUGUUUUCUUGGGAUUGAUCGUGGUUUUCUUCUUCAAAUCACCAUCCACAUCACCACCAAACUCAAUGCCAUCAGAUCUCUCUCGCAGAUCUUUAAAAACCAGUUCUUGGGGCGGACCCGCUUGGGAAAAACGGGUCAGAUCAUCUGCCCGGAUCCGUUCCAGUAAUGGGUUAUCAGUCUUGGUAACCGGAGCAGCCGGGUUCGUCGGUACCCACGUCAGCGCCGCCUUGAAACGCCGUGGAGAUGGUGUUUUAGGUCUUGAUAACUUCAACGACUAUUACGACCCAUCAUUAAAGAGAGCUCGCCAAGCUUUACUUGAAAGGAGUGGCAUUUACAUCGUGGAAGGAGAUAUAAACGACGUCACAUUGCUUAAGAAACUCUUUGAGGUAGCCCCUUUUACUCAUGUAAUGCAUUUAGCUGCUCAAGCUGGUGUUAGAUACGCCAUGGAAAACCCAAGUUCUUAUGUUCAUAGUAAUAUUGCUGGCUUUGUUUCUCUUCUUGAAGUCUGUAAGAAUGCCAAUCCACAGCCUGCUAUAAUCUGGGCAUCAUCUAGUUCUGUUUAUGGAUUAAAUACCAAAGUACCCUUUUCAGAAAAAGAUCGAACCGAUCAACCUGCAAGCUUAUAUGCAGCCACUAAAAAGGCUGGUGAAGAGAUUGCACACACUUAUAAUCAUAUAUAUGGUUUAUCUUUAACUGGUUUAAGGUUCUUUACUGUUUAUGGACCUUGGGGAAGGCCAGACAUGGCUUAUUUCUUUUUCACAAGAGAUAUCUUGAAAGGGAAAUCGAUUCCGAUCUUUGAAGCUGCAAAUCAUGGAACUGUGGCUCGUGAUUUUACGUACAUUGAUGAUAUUGUAAAGGGUUGUUUGGGUGCUUUAGAUACUGCUGAAAAGAGUACAGGAAGUGGUGGGAAGAAGAAAGGGUCUGCACAAUUGAGGGUUUUUAAUUUGGGGAACACUUCGCCGGUUCCUGUUUCAGAACUUGUGAGCAUUUUGGAGAGGCUGCUGAAAGUGAAGGCGAAAAGGAAGGUGAUGAAGUUGCCUAGAAACGGCGAUGUUCAGUUUACACAUGCGAAUAUUAGUUUUGCACAGAGGGAGUUUGGUUAUAAGCCAACAACGGAUCUUCAAACGGGAUUGAAGAAAUUCACGAGGUGGUAUGUUGGUUACUAUGGUUCGGGGAAGAAAGGCGACCAUUGAAUGGAUGAAAGAUUCGAACUUGAGGUCUCAUAUGGUAACAUUAUUCUCAAAUUCUUGUUAAUUUUGGUAUUCACAUUAUUGUUUCUGUUCAUCUUCUGCAUGAUCUUUGUUCUCAUAUAUCGUAAAAAAAAGAAAGAAAUCGUACAAACGAUGAGGAAUCGGUUUUUGUGAUUUGUACCAAAAGAACUUAAGAACAUGUUUGUUUUUUUAUUUCUACUUGUGGGAAUGUAAUUGUUAUAGUUUCGUUAUUGAUAGAAGAACAGAUUUUCGUUAUUUGGUGUAUCAUUUUAUGAAAUUCAAAUAAAUAGAAGACAAUGUUUUAAAUGU